Numida meleagris (helmeted guineafowl) is the source of this 1824-nucleotide messenger RNA. RefSeq names its product fibroblast growth factor 18 (gene FGF18). Gene Ontology annotation, cellular component: cytoplasm. NCBI's taxonomy places the organism in Eukaryota, Metazoa, Chordata, Aves, Galliformes, Numididae. Gene Ontology annotation, biological process: positive regulation of cell population proliferation; fibroblast growth factor receptor signaling pathway; animal organ morphogenesis. The transcript has 6 exons. Gene Ontology annotation, molecular function: type 1 fibroblast growth factor receptor binding; type 2 fibroblast growth factor receptor binding; growth factor activity. The coding region runs from base 177 to 938 and encodes 253 amino acids. The record is from RefSeq and is a predicted model, not a curated record.
GCCUAAGCGAGUCACUCGGCGCAGGCACGGCGGGCGGGACCACAACUUCCCGGGGCGCGGAGCGGCGCGGAGCGGCGCGGAACGGAGCGCGGCGGCCGGAGCGCGCCCAUGUCAGCGCGGCGCCGGGGGACUGCACGGCGCUACGGGCAGCACUGAGCUCCCCUCCUCGCCCAGCGAUGUAUUCACUGCUCUCCGCCUGCACUUGCCUAUGUUUACAUUUCCUGCUGCUGUGCUUUCAGGUACAGCAUGGCGAGAUGAAGGCUGGGAGGAGAGCGGAGAGAGGGAGCAGCCUGAAUGCAUCCCAUGGAGAAGCGCGAGGGGGAAAGGUGUUGUUGAAGCUGAAGGACGCUGUUGGUACAAGGAUUAAUAGACGUAAGAUGGACAUGUUUGUUGCCGAGGAGAAUGUAGAUUUUCGGAUACACGUGGAGAACCAAACGCGAGCAAGAGACGACGUGAGCAGGAAGCAGCUCCGGCUCUAUCAGCUCUACAGCAGGACAAGCGGGAAACACAUCCAAGUGCUAGGCAGAAGGAUCAGCGCCAAAGGAGAAGACGGAGAUAAAUAUGCCCAGCUUCUAGUGGAAACAGACACUUUUGGCAGUCAAGUCCGGAUCAAAGGGAAGGAGACAGACUUCUACCUUUGCAUGAACAGGAAAGGCAAGCUAGUGGGGAAGCCUGAUGGCACCAGCAAGGAGUGCGUCUUCAUUGAGAAAGUCCUAGAAAACAACUACACGGCGCUGAUGUCAGCAAAAUAUUCAGGCUGGUAUGUUGGAUUCACCAAAAAAGGGAGGCCACGGAAAGGGCCCAAGACCCGGGAAAACCAGCAAGAUGUGCAUUUUAUGAAGAGGUACCCAAAGGGGCAAGUGGAGAUACAGAAACCUUUCAAGUACACAACAGUCACCAAGAGGACUAAGAGAAUACGACCCACCAACCCCAGUUAAAAGUAGAUGAAACGGUGUCACAAUAAUAAACCACAAAAAAAAAAAAAAAAAAAAAAAAAACUGCACCAGAGGAAUAUUUUUACAUUAAAAAUAAGGAAGAAGCUCUAUUUUUGUACAUUGUGUUUAAAAAAAAAAUAAAAAUAAAAAAAUUAAUAAAAGACUAGAUGGCAAACGCUGGGGAAAAGCUGUUAGGGAUUUAUUGUGACUUGAAAAACAAAAUGAACUGCUCUAUUUAAAUUGACUUCUUGUUGUUGAUGACACACAGGUGCUUAUUUCUCUUUUUGGAAAGGACAACUUUUCAAGCAUAUCCCCAGAGGAAAAAGUAAUUAUUAAAAAUAAAUAAAUAAAGCCAAAGAAAACCAAAGUUCUUUCCCAAAGUUACUGAGACCCUGCCCUGAAACUUGCCAGUUUUGCAGUAAUCUAUUUAUUGUCUGCUGCAAGCUGGACCCAGACAAGAUGGUGUGUGCCGCAGUGAUUGAGUUUCCGUGGAGUUCUCGACGCAUCGAUCUUCUGUAACCUUUCUGACGACAUAAGGUGUCACGGCUCCGUGAUCCUGCAUUAUGCUCAGUUCUGGAGAAUGCUGCUAAAUACAUUCAAGUGACUACAAAAUGACCUAGUACACCAAUGAUAAGGGAAUAUUUUAAAACCAGCUAUAUUAUAUAUAUUAUAUAUAUAUAAGCUAUUUAUUUCACCUCUCUGUAUAUUGCAGUUCCAUGAACCAAGUAUUACUGCCUCAACAAUUAAAAAAAGUUAUUUAAAACACAUGUAUAUAUUUUUGCUGUUCAUGCUUCUUUCCCCUUGCUGAAUAGUGUUUUUUUAAUGGCUGUUUACCUUUUCUGUGAGGGUGCACGGUAUGUUUGGGAUGGUUUCCCCGCUAUAAACAUUA